This is a messenger RNA of Rhincodon typus (whale shark), 961 nucleotides long. It is a transcript of the gene stx12, whose product is annotated as syntaxin 12. Bases 185 to 946 code for a protein of 253 amino acids. Gene Ontology annotation, cellular component: synaptic vesicle membrane; SNARE complex; synaptic vesicle. Gene Ontology annotation, molecular function: SNARE binding; SNAP receptor activity. Gene Ontology annotation, biological process: intracellular protein transport; vesicle fusion; vesicle-mediated transport. The record is from RefSeq and is a predicted model, not a curated record. Lineage: Eukaryota; Metazoa; Chordata; Chondrichthyes; Orectolobiformes; Rhincodontidae. The transcript has 9 exons.
UGGGUUAGAGGUUCAACUACGUUGAUAUGACUUUGGUGAGACUGUAAUGACGAAUCCAUGUACAGUUUUUGGUUACUUUACCCAAGGAAGAAGAGAAUUACAUUAAAAGGUCUGCAGUAAGUACUGACGUUUCUGACACCUCACUGUUGCUUGCUGUGGGUUAGAACUGACCUUUUAUGCAGCAAUGUCUUACGGACGAAUUGAGGACAAUCGCUUCAACUACCACUCUCAACCUCGGGACUUCAAUGCUCUCAUUCAAACAUGCAGUGCCAACAUCCAGAAGAUCUCUCAGAAUACUGCACAGAUAACUACAAUUGUGCAACAACUAGGAACGCAACAAGAUACAAGUGAACUUCAGGAUAGGCUGCAACAGCUGCAACACUAUACAAAUCAACUUGCCAAGGAAACCAAUAAACACCUGAAGGAGCUUGGAUCAUUGCCUUUAGCAUACAGUGAGCAGCGUCAGCAGCGAAUCCAGAAGGAACGACUCAUGAAUGAAUUUUCUGUAGCUCUGAACAACUUCCAGGCAGCACAGCGGAAAGCUGCAGAAAAAGAGAGAGAGUCUGUAGCAAGAGCAAGGGCAGCAUCACGUGUCUCAAGUGGUUUCAGUGAUGAUGAGGUCAAGGAGGAACCACUUGUAUCAUUCGAAAGUAAUGAAGACUGGAGUCAGACACAAGCUCAAUCUCAAGAGGUUGCAAUAACUGAAGAAGAUCUGGAACUCAUCAAGGAACGAGAGACAGCAAUCCGACAACUUGAGGCUAACAUCUUGGAUGUCAACCAGAUUUUUAAAGACUUGGCAAUGAUGAUCCAUGAUCAAGGAGACAUGAUUGAUAGCAUAGAAGCAAAUGUGGAGAGUGCAGAAGUACACGUUGAACAAGGAACCCACCAGUUGCAGAGGGCAGCUUAUUAUCAGGUAGGAUUGCACACUCUAAUUUGCUUUAAAUAGCAAUUUUCCCAACCA